Messenger RNA from Pyrus x bretschneideri (Chinese white pear), 894 nucleotides. Its product is annotated as ubiquitin-conjugating enzyme E2-17 kDa. Gene Ontology annotation, biological process: protein polyubiquitination. The record is from RefSeq and is a predicted model, not a curated record. Bases 172 to 618 code for a protein of 148 amino acids. The transcript has 5 exons. Gene Ontology annotation, cellular component: nucleus. Gene Ontology annotation, molecular function: ubiquitin conjugating enzyme activity. Lineage: Eukaryota; Viridiplantae; Streptophyta; Magnoliopsida; Rosales; Rosaceae.
GAGGGCGGACCGCAGAAGCACUUUUAUAAAAAGUCGUUUCCCCCAUCGUCAAAAAAUCAAUCGCAUUUCCCUACCUCUUCCGUUUCCGUUUCCGCUUCAAUCGAAUUCGAUUCUCCCUCGUCUCCGUCUUCGUUUUCUCUCCCUUUAACUCUUCCAAUCAGGUUUUCGCAGAUGGCGUCCAAGCGGAUCUUGAAGGAACUCAAAGAUCUGCAGAAGGAUCCUCCUACGUCCUGCAGCGCCGGUCCUGUUGCCGAAGACAUGUUCCACUGGCAGGCAACAAUAAUGGGUCCCCCAGACAGUCCAUAUGCUGGGGGUGUUUUCCUAGUUAGUAUUCAUUUUCCUCCAGAUUAUCCCUUUAAGCCACCAAAGGUGGCAUUUAGAACGAAAGUAUUCCACCCUAACAUAAACAGCAACGGAAGCAUUUGCCUUGACAUCUUGAAGGAGCAGUGGAGUCCUGCGCUAACUAUUUCCAAGGUGUUGCUUUCCAUCUGUUCUUUGUUGACGGACCCAAACCCCGAUGAUCCGUUGGUGCCGGAGAUUGCUCACAUGUACAAGACGGACAGGAAUAAAUACGAGACGACAGCGAGGAGCUGGACCCAGAAAUACGCCAUGGGCUAAAAGAGCUUGUGGUACGUGCCGUAGGAGGCGUCUUCUAUCUUUCUCGUGUUUGAGUUUGUGUAAUGCCUUGAAUCCCAAGAAAAAUGGACUAAAAUGAAAUGAGUUCCAUAACAUGUCCUCUUGAUUUAAAAAAAAAACAAAGAAAAGAAAGAAAAGCCAACACACGUUGCUUUCUUUAAUUGUUUGUAUGGAUAAUGUGGAUCUUUUAGAACAAUGAUUUGUAUCUCCGAAUUCGUUGUUUAUAUUUUAGAUAAAUUGGGCCUGGGCUUAAUAAUU